AUGGCCGAUGCCGCCGCACCGCCCGCUGCCUUCACUACGACGGCUGAGGACGCCGCGCCGCCUGGCGCAGCGUGGCUGUUGGCCCGCGGCCUGCUCUCGCUGGCCGUGCCCGUGUUCCCCGCCGGCUCCGAGGUGCCAUUCGGGCCCGUGCCCCUGCAGGACGUGCUGCUGUCCCUGGCGGUCGCGACUGCCGUGUGCUCGGCCGCAGGCUACUACCUGACAAGGUGCAGGGCGCUGCUCCGCCUGCGGGAGCUGCUGCCCCGCCACGCGGACCUGCGGGACGAGGCCUUCGAAGACGGGGCCCACCUGGCCGCCGCGGGCGAGCCGCACGAGGAGGGCGCAGCCUCGCUGGAGGAGGCCGGCUGCGGUGGCGGGGCGAAGAGGCCCCGGGCCCCGCGCCGGCGAACGGUCGCCGAGCUGCUGUUUAUCUCGAGGGAGCCGAGAGCGGGGGGGGGCAGUCCUCGUCGUGCUCCUGCCUCACGUGGAAGCUGGAAAAAGUGA
This is a messenger RNA of Prorocentrum cordatum, 501 nucleotides long. Lineage: Eukaryota; Dinophyceae; Prorocentrales; Prorocentraceae. The record is from the annotation of a GenBank genome assembly.